AAAGUGAGGCUUCGUUUUUCGGUGGUCUCGCGAUUUCUACGUUAACAGCACAAGCCUCGAAUCUUUCCGGGCUUCUGGCGCCUCAGUUCAAACCUGGUUCAAACGUGCAUCGCUAUCCGCAUGUGACUUUCUUUUUUUGAGGACGAAGUGUUGGAGAUCUCACUCAGAAGAGUUUGAGGGUCUGUUCAGCUUCAUCAUGGAUCACACACAAACUUUUUCUCCAGGAUGCAGUUCAGUUGAUCAGAAGAGAUCAGAACCAGAGCCCAGCUGUGUGUUUAUGAAGAGUGACGAGUCUAUAGAUCAUCCACAACAAUUCAGUUCAGUUCACCAGAAGAAAUCUGAAGCAGAGCCCAGCUGUGUGUCUAUGAGGAGUGACGCUUCUUUGUAUCGUCCAGUUAAUUUUAAGAGUGAUGACACAAGGUCAGUCCUGCAACACAGAUCAGAAACAAAACCCGUCUGUGAGAAAUAUGACCAGUCUAUGAUCCAACCACAAGACAGCACGUAUCCUGGUGUGAGGUUGUAUAAUAGUGGCAUCACAGAUGAAGGUUGUGCUGCUCUGGCUUCAGCUCUGAGAUCAAACCCCUCACACCUGAGAGAGCUGGAUCUGUCUGAGAAUAAACUAGGAGAUUCUGGUCUGACACUUUUCUGUGCUGGACUGGAGGAUCCUCAUUGUAGACUGGAGAAACUGUGGUUGAGGGAUUGUGGCGUCACAGAUGAAGGUUGUGCUGCUCUGGCUUCAGCUCUGAGACACCUGAGAGAAGUGAAUCUGUCGUGGAAUAAACUAGGAGAUGCUGUGAAGCUGCUUUCUGAUGCACUACAGAAUCCUCACUGUAAACUGGAGAAACUGUGGUUGAGGGAUUGUGGCGUCACAGAUGAAGGUUGUGCUGCUCUGGCUUCAGCUCUGAGAUCAAACCCCUCACACCUGAGAGAAGUGAAUCUGUCGUGGAAUAAACUAGGAGAUGCUGUGAAGCUGCUUUCUGAUGCACUACGGAAUCCUCACUGUAAACUGGAGACACUGUGGACUCUCAGUAUUCAGACGUCAGUCCAGUUUCCUCAGGAUCAGCUGAUGGCAUACAGAGACGUCACAGUCACACAAUCAGCAGAGACUGAAGACACAAAGACACACAGCAUCACACUGUCACUAUUUCAUUUUAUACUGGCCCAUGAAAAUGAGUGCUGAAAAUUAGUUACUGAAACGUGAAGAGAAUUAGCUCACCAUUGCAACAGUGUAUGGUUUAUCAGUAUUCUUCAAGACAUCUCAGGUAUUUUUCAAAAGGAUAAUGUAUAUUUAAAAUGCAAUGCUAAUCGACAUAGCCUUUAUCACUGUAUAGAAUACUGUAAAAAAUCU
Molecule: messenger RNA, 1348 nt
Organism: Sinocyclocheilus anshuiensis
Lineage: Eukaryota; Metazoa; Chordata; Actinopteri; Cypriniformes; Cyprinidae
Product: ribonuclease inhibitor-like
Exons: 9
Coding region: 197-1180 (327 amino acids)
Cellular component (GO): cytoplasm
Molecular function (GO): protein binding
Source: RefSeq, a predicted model, not a curated record